AACCGAUCUUAGUUAAGUUUUAUUCGCCCUACAUUUCGGUGACAAAUUCUCGAUAUAGCUGCUAGUUUUAUUUCUUGAUAUUAAUAUUCUCGACAAUGGCUGAGUUUCCGCUCUGCGUGUCCUGUUCGGAGAGGGAGUUGGCCCGCUUGACGGCGGAGGAGCUGUCGAUCUCCAUUCGGAAGGAUAGUAAGCUGAAGAAGCCGGUCAGGGCGAAGCCCAAGACGGUGAUCGGAGGUCCGCUGAUGGCGAACCGCAUGAAGAUGUGGCGCCAGCACCGCGAGCGGGUGAAGGAGGCGAUCAGCAAGGUGGACGCCGAGGCUCCAGCUUUCCAGGCGGCCCGGAUCACCGGGGUGAACAAUCUGCGGGACGAGGCGCAGGUGUUUAUGAGGCGCACCAAGGCGAACAUCCAGCUGCUGGUGGAGAUCUCGCGGACGAUGCGCACCCACGGAGCCAUCAAUCCGUUUCGCUACGAGGUGGUGCACGCCGUCUCCUCCAUUCCCAUCGCUUUGCUCGGAUUGGAGCGACUGGAGCGGGAUAACCGCGACUUCGGAAAGCGCAUCAUGGAGGUGCACAGCGAGGUGGACUCCGGACUGUCGGACAAGCGGAUGCUGGAGGGCAGGAGUUCGGCUCCCUCGGCUCCGCUGGAGUUGCCUCCCCAGGCGAUGGCCAAGUACGAGGCGUUCAACAUCCCGCUUCCCGAAUCCGAUGCAGAGUUGCGGCGCCUCUUUAGACCGCGAGUCUACUUCGACAUCUAUCUGAAGGAUGCACGUCCGCUGGGAAGGAUUGUGGUGCAGCUGUACACGGAGGCAGCUCCGCUUGUGGUCCUGCAGCUGAUCAAGUCCUGCAUGUGCAACCAGCACUCCAAGUUCCUGGUGAAGCGACUCUUUCCGAAUCUCUGGCUGGAGACGGAUCUGCUGCUGGCCGCAGAAUCGCCGCUGAAGCAGCCAUUGGAAUACGAUGCCAAGGUGAUCGACCACGGGGCAUCCAGCUACGUGUUGUCCUUCAGCAAGGCUUACGUCAAAGGAUUCACCGACCACCUGUCCUUUGCCAUCUCGUUCAAGCCGCUUACCGUGGUCAACGGAUCCCGGGUGGGAUUCGGCCGGAUUGUGAAGGGCAGCAAGAUUUGCGAGUGCAUCCAGAGCUACGGCACCAAGAACGGCAAGCUCAGUCGGGGUCUGCUCUUCACCAGCUGCGGAUUACUGUAGUUGGCCCUGCAGCUGUGGCACCCCGUAAAUUGUUAACAUGUGUUCGAAAUCCGUGAUGUCGAUGUUGGUCUUUACAAACAGUCAGGUUCGAAAUCGCCUUUUAAAAACGAUAAACAAAACAUACAUGGCUUAAAUAAAUACAAGCAUUUUUGGAGAUCAUA
Molecule: messenger RNA, 1366 nt
Organism: Drosophila ficusphila
Lineage: Eukaryota; Metazoa; Arthropoda; Insecta; Diptera; Drosophilidae
Exons: 1
Coding region: 96-1205 (369 amino acids)
Biological process (GO): protein peptidyl-prolyl isomerization
Molecular function (GO): peptidyl-prolyl cis-trans isomerase activity
Source: RefSeq, a predicted model, not a curated record